This is a messenger RNA of Haliotis rubra (blacklip abalone), 1951 nucleotides long. RefSeq lists its product as uncharacterized. NCBI's taxonomy places the organism in Eukaryota, Metazoa, Mollusca, Gastropoda, Lepetellida, Haliotidae. The transcript has a single exon. The record is from RefSeq and is a predicted model, not a curated record. The coding region runs from base 256 to 1152 and encodes 298 amino acids.
UAUCAGUGAGUGUUAUCAGCUAACUUGAGAGUCAAGAGGAGACUUAACCGGUUCUACAUGUAUUGCUACUGUUCCGUCGGCUUCUACGGAUCAAACAGUAACUCCGGGGAUAGAUGAACGACGUUGAUAUGGCGUCGCAGGACACGAAGUGAUCGGAGGGCACAUACUUCGAUGGGUACAUGUUCUGUAUAUUUUCUCAGUUGAGUGUUUACUGGUUGGUACUGAACACAAAUUAUCACUUUUGAUCACCGUACGAUGUCUGUUGAGACCAUGUUGUCUGAGAGUGUUCGAGAUGAGGAGUCCUUCACUGCACGGGUGUCUCGACACAGACGACUAGCUGACGUCAGACGUGGAGCUGGUUACACGCGGACCGUGGACAGUUUGGCGGACAGGCAAUGGAACGCUCAUGCAGGCCGCCCAAUGGCUGAGAACCCCAAAGUUAAAAAUGUUCUACAACUUCACAGUCGAACUGUACAUAAAGAUCCCCUAAAUGUUGCUUUGUCACGAGCGAAGUUACAAGGUUCUCCGGACAAUUCUUCACAGCCCUUCAACCCUUGGGGCGCAAGCAGCCUCGAAUUUGACAAAAAGCUAACGCCGGACACCAAGGUGAACGUGGGACUUCCUAAACGUGGUGUUAUGAUGAGUAGGGUUGCCGGAAGUCAACGAGAUAGACCUUUCAGGACCAAUACGAACUUCAGAUCUCGCAACGGAACGAUUAGAAUCAUCGAACCUUUACACCCGCUACCACCAAGGGACCAACGGCUGAAGCAGGUUUCCGAGUUCGAUCCUGAAGCAGUUGAACGUGAGAAAACGUACCUGAUGUUGAGGCGGAUUGACCAAAUUUUGCACCCUGCCAAGAUGUUUUUCAGGAGUGAGGCCAGCACCUCGGAAAUUGAAAUAGUUUCUCAGGACGGUGAUAGUAUGGGAGGCAGGGUGAGUAGAACCGACCGGGUUUCUUUCCCAAAACCAAAACGUGGACACCUUGGUGAGAGACUAGUCGAUAGGAAAGCAGGACGGAGGGCACAGAAGCAGGGUGAUAGGCGGUACAGCUUCUCUCUGUCUUCUGUCAUUGACAAGUUAGAGAAGAGUGAGUUGGAUGCUUAUAGGAAGUGCCAGAUCUGGGUUGACAGGUGCUCGACAUACCCUCGUUAAACUGUCUGUGUGUAACGUUUAUUUACGGAAGUCAACAUGCACAUGUGAUCGUGUCGGAGUCCCGUCUGUUGUGAGACUGAUGACGUUGGUAAUGAAGAUGACAAUGACUACGACGACGACAACAGCACCAACGAUGACGAUGAUGAUGAUGAUGAUGACGAUGAUGAUGCACUAGAUUCCAUCCCCCAAGCGAAACCGUUAUGGCCCCGGUCAAUGGAUCUGUGUUCAUUAUGAUCCCGAUCAAUGGAUCAGUGUUUAUUAAUAUCCCGGUCAAUGGAUCAGUGUUUAUUAAUAUCCCGGUCAAUGGAUCAGUGUUUAUUAAUAUCCCGGUCAAUGGAUCAGUGUUUAUUAAUAUCCCGGUCAAUGGAUCAGUGUUUAUUAUUAUCCCGGUCAAUGGAUCAGUGUUUAAUAAUAUCCCGGUCAAUGGAUCAGUGUUUAAUAAUAUCCCGGUCAAUGGAUCAGUAAUCAUUAUGAUUCCGGUCAAUGGAUCAGGGUUUUCAUUCUCAGCUCCCGGAGGAGUAUACAACCCAAGCUGCCUGUCAGGUGCUACAAGGUUAAAUGUCACAUUACCAUGUCAUUCUACCGGGUACCCAUUUACUGCUGGUGAAGAGAGGCGUAUUUCGAAUUUUGCCUGCACAUUGCAUAUUAUGCAUUAUACAGUAUACCAAGUGCAAUAUACUGUAUAUCACAGGUGAUACCUGCCUAUAUAAGGACACACCAAAUGUAACAGGUGGCAAGUUAAUCUUGCAAUGCAGCUUUUCACACUGAACGUGUAAUGUAGAAAUGUUUUGUGCUUAUC